Molecule: messenger RNA, 3628 nt
Organism: Cataglyphis hispanica
Lineage: Eukaryota; Metazoa; Arthropoda; Insecta; Hymenoptera; Formicidae
Gene: PRAS40
Exons: 8
Coding region: 1352-2551 (399 amino acids)
Biological process (GO): negative regulation of TOR signaling; neurotrophin TRK receptor signaling pathway; negative regulation of protein kinase activity
Cellular component (GO): cytoplasm
Source: RefSeq, a predicted model, not a curated record
GAAACAGGUGCUGCAUUCAAAAAGAUUUGGCAAGAGCGAGAAAGAAGGGGCAGCUGAAAAUAAUGGAUUUAUAUCAAUCGAUGCUGUUCUUUGAUCAUGCACCUGAUAUACACCGUGAUUGUCAGCACAGAAAAUUUAUAAUAUACGCAACGUAAACAUAUAGACUUUUAAUACUGUAUAUCGGAAAAAUGUGGCCCUCGUCUCUAUUGCACUCUUUAGUCGAUCAAUUGACUAGCGAGUGCAUUUUUGUUCGGCUUUAAGAUUGUCGUUAUUGCGCACGUCUAUAAAUCGCGUUUAUUUUUAGCCUCGCUCUCGCUCUCGCUCUGGCAUCUGACUCUGGUUCUGGUUCUGGACUCUGGGUCAUUCAAAAUUUUCAUAAAUACUCUCGCCUUUCCCUCCUUUCCGCCCCCGCCUUAUCGUUCGACCGUGUCUCUAUAUCUAUACGUAUCUAUAUAUACAAUACACAAUACACAUUACAGACAAAGGCAAGAGGCAACAGGAUCUCGCCCGACGACGAACUGCAAGCCGCGUGCCGCUAACCGCGAGCGAUCAUACGACACUCGCGAGUCGCGACUCGCGCAACAUAUUCCGACCUGCGCCGACUCCCCAAGUUCGAUGUAAACAUACAAGUGAAAGUAAACAUUGUAAACAGAGCGGCAGUAAACGAAGGAAGGAGGAAGGAGGCAUGCGAAUACGACAGACUUUCGCGAUCCGGCUAUUCUAAUAUCCCUGUGAAAUAUAUUACACGUGUUCCGCGACGCGAGCUCUCUUCUCUCUCAAUAAUCGUCGAUCCAGUGUCCAGUUCGUCCAUUGUAUGUUUCUAGCACGUACGUUGUUAGAGACUGAAGCUUGAGAGACUCGAGGCUCAUCUCCUCGGCUUUCCUAUAUAUCGAUCAUUUGCGAAACGGCAACUUCUUCAAACGGAUGAUCGCACAGCAUCGAUAGCUCGUCAUCUCGUCUUCAUCAUUUUCCUAUUCUUUCUUAUCCUGCGUCUCUUUCGGAAAAUCGGCCGACGAGUAUUAGUCGUCAAAGAUCAAGUCGCGCGAACGAGACUAAAUGAGAUCCGAGUGGAACGAGAACGAGUGAACGAGAGCGAGAGCGCGAUAAUCGCUUCGGCAUCGGCAAUAUCGGUAUUAUUCUACGCUUCUAUAUGAGCGAGGCAUCAGCUGUUUGACCAGUAGUUUGAUCAAGAAUCUCCAGACAAAUUCAAAAGGAGAGGAAAAACGGAUAAUUUGCCGAGAUUUCGAUCGAGUGGUGUGAGUGUAUGGGUGGCGGACUGCGCAAUUCCGAUCUCUGAAAAAAGAAAAAAAAGCACUCCUCUUUUUGCUCAUUCUCCUUGUCUAGUCGAAAGAUGCACAUCACCUGCAAGUGCCUGAACGUGUCCAUUAGAUCCAGGAGUACCGAACUGCAGCGGCUUAAUAUCGAUAAUGUCGAGAUGACCGAUCUGGAACGCGCCGAUGCCUUCUUUCGCGAGGAUUUAGCCAGUGUAUCGGAACUGGAGACUAUUACUAAAGAACAACCUGGCUUAGUGGAAAUAAGAAAUAUUGGAUCAUGGAUCAUACAUCGUUGUUAUAAUUGCUCAAUUUAUACUCAUGCUGUCCACAGGGAACAUGGUGCCGCUUUAGUCCUUAUUAAUAGCAAUAUCGUUUUAUCUCCUGAAGAAAUAAAUAAAUUAAAGUCAAAUCCAGAUUACAGCUCAGUGUUUAGGAUAGUAAUUAAUCACAAUUUGGAAGAUCUUGAUGACUAUCUACAACAACCUAAUAAAUUUUCUGGUGGAUUGCAACAACAGUUGGAGGAAGCUGUACAACGUCAAACAGUAGCAAUAGAAGAGAAAAUAUGUGCAUUUUCUGCAGAGCAAUAUCGGCUAUUGGAACAAUUUCGCGAAAGAGCACACAACGAACAUCGAUUGUUAUCAAAAUUAGUGUGUAGAAGAGAAGAGACAAAUAGGAUAACCAAUGAUAUAGAGACUUCACCAAUGAUUCCUGACAACUUUAAGAAUACUUUAACUACCUCUACAGUUAAUACAGUUAAUCCCAAAUCCAAUUUAAUAUUCAAUGAUAUGAAAAUUUCCACUGAUUCAAAUAUUAAACAUGAGAUAACUACUAAACAUUCUUCUAAAAGUUCUACUAAUAACGAAAAUACAAAAAAGAAAAAUCCAUUGUAUAUUUAUACUAAGGAAUCAGCUAGUUUCGAUACAGAAGCAUUGUUUCCUUUCGAGGGAAUAGAAGAUACAGAUGCAGCUAAUCAAUUACAUCAAUGGUCUUCAGAAGAGGGAUCCGAUACCGAUGAUUCAAGCCAAAAUGAAGGAAUUCAUAUGCCAAGGGGUCAACGAGAUGGUCACUCCACCUUGGCUAAAUCACUACCAGUCACUGUACCUGCUUUUCCAUCUAUUGUUCAUCGUGCAGUACAAGACCAAAGUGAUGAUCAGUUGCCAACCGAUCCAUUAGAUCCGCAUAAUAUUCGAGCUUCGAUUAAAGCCUUAGCUAAAAGCGUCCAUGGUGAUACAGUGUUUGGAGACUUACCACGUCCCAGGUUUUCUACACAGAUCUGACUUGUCAUAUAUGAUGAAAAAGAAGAUCCACUUGACACUUUUUAGUGUUUUUGAUACAAUAUAUCAUAAUCCCUAUCAUCCGUCAUUUGUCUUUCAUACAAAGAUUACAAGAGGUUUAUGUAUACACACUUGGAAUAAAUGUGAUUGGUUUUACAGAAGUACAGAACACUCCAUUUGUAUUUUGUAGAAAUUCGAGAUUAUACGCUUUAACUAUUUUGGUUAGAUCUAAAUUUACUAUGAUGAUGCUAAUCUAUUAAAAAAAAUAUUUUUUAUCAAAAUUGGAAGCUAUACUUGCAGAAAAAUGAUUUGUAUCUAAUAGAUAGAAAAAGAUAUGCAUUCAAAAAUCUAAAUGCGCCUAUAACAACUUAAAAUUUUAUCAUUUAUUCCAAUAUAUAAAUUUAAUUAUUAGUGUGUUUGUUUAUGUACUGUAUACAGCAGACUGAAUUUUAUUAUAAUUACUUCAUGUUGCAACUUAAAGGCUAUAUUUAACUUAUAUAGUGCAGUAAUUUAUAAUAAAUAAUUAUAUUUAUUAUAUUAUAAUUAUAUUAUAUUAUAAUUACAUUGCACUAUAUAUUGCAUUGCUAAUAUUUAUAAUGCUUAUAUUGUUAUAAGCAUUUUACAGCAAUAUAUUUUUUCUUAUUGUGUUUUGAAAAUUAAAGGACUAUUGAUAAAUGCAGAAAUGGUGUCAAUUAUACAUAUAAACAUACAAAUACUUAAUAAAGAGAAUUGUAUAAUUAUUAUAAUGUGUAUGUAUAUGAAAAGAGGCACAGUGUAAGUGUGUAAUUAUAAUUAUAUAUAAUAGCAGAAAGAUUUAGAUUCCUCGUGUAAUUUCUUACAUAGAAAUUAAGAUUUAAAACAAAUUAUUGUUAAAAAUGAUGUUAAUUUUUCUCUAAUAACAUUACUUAUUUUAGUAUAAAAUAUAGCUGAUAUUUUUUUGCUGCAAUUUAACACAUUUUUAAAAUUAAAUAAUAUUAAAUUUAAAAUUAUGCUGUGCAAAAAAGAAUAUCUCUCUUUUUUUAUAUUUGAUGUAAAAUGCAACAUCCUGCUUUUAGCAAAAAUAAAGUAAGGUAUUUCAUG